Messenger RNA from Danaus chrysippus (African queen), 1248 nucleotides. NCBI's taxonomy places the organism in Eukaryota, Metazoa, Arthropoda, Insecta, Lepidoptera, Nymphalidae. The record is from the annotation of a GenBank genome assembly.
AUGGAAUGUUUUGUGGAUUGUGUGAUUGUGUUUGUACUAACUGAGGGCGCUUGGAGUGCGUGCGUGUCCCGCGUGUCUGUCGCCUCGCUGGAGCGCAGCGGGAGGGCGAAGUGGUUGAAGGCGCGGGCUCUGGACAGCUCGGCGGAAGCUGCCCGCGAUAACAGAAUGCUGUCUAAAGCUAUCACAGCAUAUCUGGACCUCCUCAAAAUGAACGAAGGACUCUCAGAUGAGAAGCUUCUAGAAGUUGCUCGUCGGACCAUCGAUAGAAUAAACUUCAGAGGAGUAUACCUGAACGCUGAACCGGUUUACAGGCUAUUAAUAAGAAGAUUCCCCGAUGAUGUUCAUUAUAGAAACAAUCUGACCGUGUCAUUUUUGAUGGCUAACAGGGCUGAUUUGGCGGAUGAAGUGCUGCGAGAAACGUUGCGACUCUGGCCGAAUGACCGUGUUGCGCUGGCACACCACGGCUUCGUUCUGAAAAAUCACUACAAUAAGCUUGAGGAAGCUGUCCAAGCACUCAAGAAAGCUCUAGAUGGUGACGCAGGACAAGCCAACGAACCAAGGUUCUAUUAUCACCUUGGCGAUGCGCUCCUAUUACUGGGAAGAUUCGACGAAGCCGAAGAAAUACACAAACGUGGCGCCGAAUUAGGGCAUUUCUUGUCACCAUCACAACGCUCCUUAUACAACGUGCCCAGACUACGAAGUAAGCCUUGGUGGCGAGUUGAAGAUACGCCAUAUGAAAAACUUGCUAGAGCAUUGGAAGCAUCGUGGCGCGAGAUCUUAAAAGAAGGAGAAGCAGCUAAAACAUUGUACGAAAAAGAGAAAGAGGGUUUGAAGGAGCGAGGGGAGUGGUCGCAGAUGGAUAUUAUGGUGAGGGGGCGGGAGAUCCCGGGGCGGUGCGCUAGGGCUCCGGUGACAUGCUCCGUAGUGAAGACAGAAAUGGCGGCGUCGGGCUGUAAGAGAGGUCAGGUCAAGUUCAGUAUGAUGGCUGCUGGAACACACGUGAGACCACACGUCGGACCAACAAACUGCAGGCUUAGGAUGCACUUGGGACUCAGUAAUACCAAAAACACUUAUAUACGGGUCGAUAAGGAAGUCAGGCAAUGGCAGUUAGGUAAGACGCUGUUGUUCGACGAUAGUUUCGAGCACGAAGUUUGGCAUAACGGCACCGGCACUCGCCUGGUGCUGAUCGUGGAUGUAUGGCAUCCUGACCUCACUCCCGCUGAGAAAAGACAACUACCCCCCAUAUAA